Molecule: messenger RNA, 1122 nt
Organism: Budorcas taxicolor (takin)
Lineage: Eukaryota; Metazoa; Chordata; Mammalia; Artiodactyla; Bovidae
Gene: FOXE1
Product: forkhead box E1
Biological process (GO): regulation of transcription by RNA polymerase II; cell differentiation; anatomical structure morphogenesis
Molecular function (GO): RNA polymerase II cis-regulatory region sequence-specific DNA binding; DNA-binding transcription factor activity, RNA polymerase II-specific
Source: RefSeq, a predicted model, not a curated record
AUGACGGCCGAGAGCGGGCCGCCGGCGCCGCCGCCGCAGCCGGAGGCGCUGGCGGCCGUGAAGGAGGAGCGCGGUGAGGCGGGGGCCGGCGGGGUACCGGCGGAGGCCGCGGGUCGCGGCGCCGGUGGGCGGCGGCGGAAGCGCCCCCUGCAGCGGGGCAAGCCGCCCUACAGCUACAUCGCGCUCAUUGCCAUGGCCAUAGCGCACGCGCCGGAGCGCCGCCUCACUCUGGGCGGCAUCUACAAGUUCAUCACCGAGCGUUUCCCCUUCUACCGCGACAACCCCAAAAAGUGGCAGAACAGCAUCCGCCACAACCUCACGCUCAACGACUGCUUCCUCAAGAUCCCGCGCGAGGCCGGCCGCCCGGGAAAGGGCAACUACUGGGCGCUCGAUCCCAACGCCGAGGACAUGUUCGAGAGCGGCAGCUUCCUGCGCCGCCGCAAGCGUUUCAAGCGCUCUGACCUGUCCACUUACCCGGCUUACAUGCAGGACGCGGCCGCCGCCGCCGCCGCCGCUGCGGCCGCCGCCGCUGCCGCCAUCUUCCCGGGUGGGGUGCCCGCUGCGCGCCCUCCUUACCCUGGCGCGGUCUAUGCAGGCUAUGCCGCACCGUCGCUCGCCGCGCCGCCCCCGGUCUACUACCCGGCUGCUUCGCCAGGCCCGUGCCGCGUCUUCGGCCUGGUGCCUGAGCGGCCGCUCAGCCCAGAACUGGGCCCCGCGCCAUCGGGGCCCGCCGGUUCCUGCUCCUUUGCCUCGGCCGGCGGCUCUGCCGCUAGCACCGCUUACCAGCCAGCCGGCUGCGCCGGUGCCCGACCCGCCAACACUUCCGCCUAUGCGGCCGCCUAUGCUGGCCCCGACGGCACGUACUCGCAAGGGGCCAGCGGGGCCCUCUUCGCAGCGACUGGCCGAUUGGCCGGGCCCGCUUCGCCCCCCGCGGGUGGCAGCAGCGGCGGCGUCGAGACUGCGGUGGACUUCUAUGGGCGCACAUCGCCGGGCCAGUUCGGAGCGCUGGGGCCCUGCUACAAUCCUGGUGGGCAGCUUGGAGCGGGCAGUGGAGGCGCCUACCACGCUCGCCACGCGGCUGCCUAUCCAGGCGCAGUGGAUCGGUUCGUGUCCGCCAUGUGA